Cercocebus atys (sooty mangabey) is the source of this 8613-nucleotide messenger RNA. It is a transcript of the gene MRPL23, whose product is annotated as mitochondrial ribosomal protein L23. Bases 5530 to 6735 code for a protein of 401 amino acids. Gene Ontology annotation, cellular component: ribosome; mitochondrial large ribosomal subunit. NCBI's taxonomy places the organism in Eukaryota, Metazoa, Chordata, Mammalia, Primates, Cercopithecidae. The record is from RefSeq and is a predicted model, not a curated record. Gene Ontology annotation, molecular function: structural constituent of ribosome. The transcript has 3 exons. Gene Ontology annotation, biological process: mitochondrial translation.
CAGGGACGUGGGUACAGCGUGUCACCUGGAUAGGGACGUGGGUACAGCCUGUCACCUGGGUGGGACAUGGGUACAGCCUGUAACCUAGACAGGGACGUGGGCACGGCAUGUCACCUGGGUGGGACAUGGGUACAGUGUGUCACCUGGGUGGGACGUGGGUGCAGCCUGUCACCUGGAUAGGGAUGUGGGUACAGCAUGUCACCUGGGUGGGACGUGGGUACAGCCUGUCACCUAGACAGGGACGUAGGCACAGCAUGUCACCUGGGUGGGACGUGGGCACAGCCUGUCACCUAGACAGGGACGUGGGCACAGCAUGUCACCUGGACGGGAUGUGGGUACAGCAUGUCACCUGGGUGGGACAUGGGUACAGCGUGUCACCUGGACGGGAUGUGGGUACAGCGUGUCACCUAGACAGGGACGUGGGCAGAGCGUGUCACCUAGACAGGGACGUGGGCACAGUGUGUCACCUGGACGGGAUGUGGGUACAGCGUGUCACCUGGGUGGGAUGUGGGUACAGCCUGUCACCUAGACGGGGACGUGGGCACAGUGUGUCACCUGGAUAGGGAUGUGGGUACAGCGUGUCACUUGGGUGGGACGUGGGCACAGCGUGUCACCUGGACGGGAUGUGGGUACAGCGUGUCACUUGGGUGGGACGUGGCGCAGCGUGUCAUUAGAUAGAGGGGCUUUCUCUUCUCUCUCCCCUGUGGCUGGGACCUACCCAGAUGUAAGUAAUGGGAUAGCCCACUUGGGCUUUGAACCAGUUCCCUGAGGCUGCCAUAAGGAAGUCCUAGAAGCUGGGCUGAUUGGAACAAUCACAUGGAAUGUGUCUCUCCCUGUUUCGAUGCUAGAAGGCCAGAGUCAGGGGUGGUCGAGGCUGGCUCCUUCUUGGGGCUCUAAGGGAGGCUCCCAGUGUUCCCUGGCUCCCAGAUCUGUCACCCCAGCCAUGCCCAUCUUCCAGGACGCUCCCACCCUGCGCCUUCACGCAGCACCGCUCUCUCGUGCCGCUCUUCUACCAUCAAACAUCAUGAUGUUUGAUUCAGGGCCUGCCCUACUGCAGUCUGACCUGACCGACUGUGUCUAUAAUGACCCUAUUUCCAAAUGAGUUUGUGGUCUGAGACGCUGGCGGUCAGGGCUUCAACUUGUCUUCUCUGGAGAGGCACCAAACAGACUCCAUGAGGAACUGAGGCGGCCGGAGCAGUGAGAUGGAAGGAGGCUGGGCCCUGACCCUGGGAGCUGGCGACCUUCACUCUCAUGACUCUGGCAGAGAAAAGCCAGCUGCGGGCCCAUUCAGGACCGUCCUGGGGUUUCCUGGCUGUGGCAGCUGUACCUCCCUCUCACCUGUGCCCACCACUCCAGAACCAGUGUGUGGGCUCACGCUGGUGGCGGAGUCCUGACCGUGGGGUAACCAAGAGGAAAGCACCAAGAUGGGGUCCCGAGAGGAGACACAGGACCGUUCUCCUGAUGUGAGCAGGGGUGAGCACAGUCCCAUAGGACUGUGUCCUUAUAGGAAGAGGAGAGGAGGACACAGACACACAUGGAGGGAUGACCCCGCGAGGACACGCAGAGAAGGCAGCGUCUAUAAGCCAAGGAGAGAGGCUUCGGAGGACCCAGCCCUGCAGCAGCCCUGAUCUUGGACUCCAACCUCCAGGACUGGGAGAGGAUGUAUCUCCCUCAGUUAAGCCUCCCGGUCCGUGGCGCUUUGUAGAGGCAGCCCUGGCAGACUUAUCCGGCUGCAGCAUGACCAGUGGGUGGAAACGGCCACCAUGUUUGCAUCUGCCGGGGGUGCUGGCUGGGUGCUGCUACUGCACACACCUGGCGUCACCGUCCCGGACUCAGCCUGCUGGCCCCGGGCCCCAAGCCUGUGGCUCCUCUGAGUCCUGGGCCACGGGUGUCUGCGGCCCCCUGGUGCGUGGUGCUUGCUCCUCCAGAUGUCCCCUGUGUUUUCGGACUGGAGGGGUUUGAUUCCUGGGGCUGCAGUGAAAAAGUGAUCACAGACUGGGUGGCUUUAACCAUAGGAAUGACUCUCACAGCUCUGGAGCCCCGAGGUUCACCACCCAGGGGAGGGCAGGGCCGCCCUCUUUUGCAAGGCCCUAGGGUGGCCCCUGCUUGCCCCGUCUGGCUUCUGGGGGCUCCAGGCGUCCUGCGGCGUGCGGCUGCAUUGCUCCAGUCUCUGCCUCUGUCUUCACGUGGCCUCCUCCACUGUGCGUCUGUGUCUCUGUGUGCAAAUUUCCCUCUUGUUAUAAGGACAACACUCAUUGAAUUGAUGCCUCCCCCACCUCGAUUCAGCGCGACUUUGUCUUUAUUUAGUGGCAGCCACAAAAGCCCUUGUCCACAGAAGGCCCCACUCACAGGUCCUGGGUGGACAUGAAUUUCCGGGGAGCUCAACGCAGCACAAAGCGGUAAGACACAGAUGUGGGCUCCGGACUGUCCACAUGGGUUCACGUGUGACCUCGCGACGUCCAGGUGGCCCUUGUCCCCUCCCACUUCCUGCCCAUCUUCUUUCCUGACCGCCUGUCCUGCUGGCUUCAGGCCCAGCCCCAGAGCCGGGCAGUAGCGUCUCACAGACAACCUGGAGCUCCAUCUCGGCAGAAGGUCCCAUCCCUUCCAGCAAAGCCCCUGCCCUUUGGCCGUGAGGAGGCUCUGCUUCUCUGAUUCCAUCCUGACAGAGCCACUUCUUCUCAGGGAUCACAAAAUGGAGCAACAUAAGGUGUUCAACCCAAGAAGGAAUGGAGCGAAAUGUGGCGAGGCUGACGGUUUGACACGUGACUGUCUAUUUCCCUUCCUCCGAGGUCGGUGCACUGACCCAGCCACAGCCUCCCCUGCAGCACCCGUGCACGCCGCUUACAGGGACGCCAUACAGUCUCGUCCCCGCUCCGUGCUCCUUUUGCAAGGAAGCUUCACCCCUGCUCAUGCCAGGAGGAUGGAUCUAUUUCCCCUCCCCUGAAAUCUGGGUGCUUUUUGACCAAUAAAAUGCAGUGGGGUGUUGCUCUGGGACUUCAAAGCUGACCGUUAAAAAGUCUUAGGGGUGCUUUUUGCACAUGAAAAGCCAUGUACGACUCUCACUGUCAGGAGACUGCCAUGCUGUGAGGAAGCCCAAGCUAGCCGUGUGGAAAGAGUUCCCAGAAAGGGCACCAGAGUGCCAGAUUCGGAAGGCAAGGCUACUUGGACUGACCGACUGAGCCCAGCUUCUAGCAGACAGCAGCCGCAUGGCGGAGCCUGGCUGGUCACCCACGGGCAGAAGAUGUACCCAGUUAAGAGAAGCCCAAGACCCUCCACUUCUCUGAGCCUCAGUCUUCUGCACCAGGGAGUUCCCCUGGGAAUCGGCCACGAAAUAGCAGGGAAGCCGGCGUUCACGCAACUCCUCACCUGCCGGCUGAGGGAAAGGAGACAGAGUGGCCCUCACCUCCAGGGGAGCUAGAAGGGAGACCGUCCUGCAAGCCUUCCCCUGGGGAAAUCCAGGUGUGGCGUGUUAGUGAGGCCGGUCCUGGCUGUCACCCACAUUGAGGACGUUGUGCAUGAUGUGGGCUGAGCCUGCUGUGGGGUUUUCCAUCUGGCCUGAGCUCCCGGUGUGGUGUGCAGCCUGGCGAGCUCUUAGCUGCUCAGAGUUCAGAGUUAGAAAGGGGCAGAAUGAGGCAGCCUGCCGUGGUGGACCCCAAAAUACACACAUGGGAGGCUCUGGAGGUCCCUGCAGGGCAGCUCUGGCUCAUCCUGUGCCCGCUGACACCCAGCCUGUGCCUGCCUGUGCCCCUGGACCUCUGGGUGUGUCUGAGGGCCUAGGCCUAUCUUUGGAGGCCUGGAGUUUUAAUGGGGCCGGUCCUGGCUGUCACCCACAUUGAGGAUGUCAUGCAUGGUGUUGGUGACUUGCCCUCUUGGCAGCACACAGCUGGCUCCUGGCCUCUCUGCUGUCGACCUCGCUGCCCUCUCCCCAGCCUCUGCUGACCCCACAACCCUCCUCCCCACCUGGUCCCUGCCAGCCUCCCCAACAUCUCGGCCUGGUGCCCCAGCUGCCGGCCAUCCAGGGCCUGUGGCCCCAGCUAUUCCUUUUGGGGUGAGGACUGUCACCAUUGGCCACGAGCCCUGCAUUCUCACUCAGGGACCCCGUUGGUUUGUGGGGUGUCUGUUGGGCUGGACACAGUUGGUGCUUCCAACCUGGGAACGCAGGGUCCUUGGGCCUCUGCCCCUUCCAGCCUUGUUUUCUGCCUGCUGGUCUUCUCCAGGGUCUGUCUCUCCCCCUCUCGUUCUCCGUGCUAACAGUUCUUAGAGACUCUCUUCCGGGGACUUCUCCUCCUCCUGACUCUGAAGUCCUCGUGUCUCCCCACUUUCCUGCCCCUGCUUCCUUAGGCUCACGCUGACACCAGCAAGGUGGCCCCAGGACACCCUCUCCAGGGCUCCCUUCUCGUCUCUCCCAAAACACUCACAGUCCCCUAAAGCCAGACCCUCCCCCGUCAAAGACAAGCCAUGCCGUCUUCAAGUCCUCUGCCUCCCACUCGUGGACAGGCCCCAGCCAGGCUGCUCCGGGCCAUCUUCUUCCCCGGGACCCCCAUCCUCCACCCACAGGAGCUGCCACUGUCCUGAAUCUCAGCACGCCAACGCCAGUGGGAUCUGAGCCAGGAAGGCUGGAGAAGUCCCUCGGUAGGAAAGGUGACUGGCCCUCCUCUUCCUCGCCAGGCUCCUCAGGGUGGGGAGUAGAGGGGUGUGGACAGAGGGGACAAAUGGCCUAGACUUUGUCUGGGGUUGACAGCUCCCACAGAACUGGCACCACGUGGGAGGGGUGUGCACGUCGGAGUGGUUUCGUGAAGGCCAGUGCGGGGGCCUGGGCAGGACAUGCCCCACGGGGAAGAGCCCCGUGCUCCCUGCUUGGCGAGGAAGGGCUAUCUGACCAGGUGGGGUUUUAAGCCCCUGGCCGUGGGUCUGGUUUAUAGAGGGAGCUUAAGGUAUAUUUGUUGGAUGAAUAAAAGCCUCAGUGGAUGAGCAAGUGGACUGACUAAGGCUUAGAGAAAGGACGACGUGGCCUGGGCCUCUCAAGGCACAGAGGACGCCUUCCUGGUCCAGAUUCAAGAGGGAGCGAGGGCCUCCUUCCUCCCUCCACGCCAAUCGUUCCUGGCCCCUUCCAGAAUCAUCUGGAAGCUAAUCCUUUAGAAAACAAAUAUUUCAGACAUCUCAACAACACAGGCCUUCCAAGUGGGAGCCUGAGCAGAUGGGCUGGGGCCUGGAAGCUCUCCCACACCCCCAGACGCUGGAGCCCACCAAACCGCCCCGGCGAUGUCCGCGGGGGACUCAGACCUCGGCCAGGAAAGUGUCAGAGCCGCCGGCCACCUGCCUGGGCCCCCGCUCCUGGGCCCUGUCCAUUCCCCUUGGCAGCUUGAGCCAUGGACAGGACAUUCCUGAAGGCUGAGGCUGCACAUUGGGGGGUUUGGGGCUGGAAAGGCCGGGGCAAGGUCCACAGUCACCCGCGGCUGGGCCGUGCGGCUGCCUUUCCUGCCUCCCUCCCUCCCCAGGCGCACCUUCCUGCGUGGGGCUGGCCGGGAAAUGGGGCAUUUGUCUCUGUGGCCCUUCCUGCUGUCUGUGCUGGGGUGCCCAUCUGCUCUUUACCACUGGUUCCCUUUGUGCCCAGUGUCCACUGCACACAGCCCAGGCUCCCUUUCUGCCCAGUGUCCACUGCACACGGCUCAGGCUCCCUUUGUGCCCAGUGUCCACUGCACACGGCUCAGGCUCCCUUUGUGCCCAGUGUCCACUGCACACGGCCCAGGCUCCCUUUCUCCCCAGUGUCCACUGCACACGGCCCAGGCUGGCCACCGAGGCUGCCCUCGGAGUCCCAGGGACUGCGUCAACAUGGCCUCCUGUGGUGGGGCUGCCUCCUGCUCACCAGGCUCUGGGGAUCAGCUGCACUUGGCACCUGACUGCGCCCAGUGGAGCCCUUUCUCCCACCCAGCCCAGAAGCUCCCUGAGCACAGAGACUCUGUCUUCUCUGGACCUCUUCUGUCCCCAGCAGCAGAGCUGGGCCCUGUCCCAGAACUCAGAGCCCAUAGGGGCACACGGCGAUGGGCAGAGAGCGUUCAUGAGCCCCAAGUCGGGCCAGCCCCACCUGGAAGGGCCAUCAUCACGGAGACAGGAGCAGGGCUGGCAGAGAGACGAGGACAAGGGCUUGGAGGUGGGAGCAGCUUCAGGAGUGCAGAGCCACAAGGCUGCGGGAGCCUGGGUCCCCAGUCGCCUGGAGGAGACCCUACCCACACCAUUCUUGGACCACCACCAUCUUGGGGGGAGGCAGGGAGACCUGAAGUCGGAGCCGGCCGCUGGGAGCCCGUCCAUCCGCGUGCGCUCGGAAACCUGGAGGCAGCUCCCCAGUUCCUGUCUCUUCCCCAGGCGGGUCCCCACCUGGCCUGUGGCGUGACUGUGAGUCAGGGGUCUGGAUCCCCCAAGGCCCACAGGAUCCGGGUGGAUGGGCCACGUCUCUGCACGUGCAGCCUCUCCUGGGUCCCCUCUCACAUCCGGCUCUGGCCGGGCCGUUUCCCACGCCGUGGCUUCCAACUGCUCAGCCCGACCGCAUCUGCACUGUCCCUGGCCGAGGGAAGGCCGCCUCUGCCUUCCCAGCCAGGACCCUGGGCCCCCUGUGCAUUUCUGGACCUCGCUCUUGGGGGCCACCCCUCGCCCUCACCCACAUCCUCCCUCCGAGUCCUCGUGGCCCAGUACACUUGGGCUCUGGGCUGCUGUUUCCAGGACCCGUGGGACAGGUGACCUUGGCUGCCCAAAGCCACGCUCCCCAGGCCCUUCUCCCCUCCUGCCCUCCUUCCCAGCAGCCUGCAGACGUCUGUGUUCCCUUCGCCUGUGCCCGCCUGGCCUUCUCCUGGCCCCCAUGUUCUGGGAACACAGACAGCUAAGGCCUGCAUCGUGUCUCUGCCCAGUCUAGGCACCGAAGUCCUGACCCCCACAACCUCAGAAUCAGUCUGUCUGGAGGUAGGUCUUUAAGGAGGUACUAAGUUAAGAUGGAAUUGUUAGGAUGACCCUGAGCCCAUCCGACUGUUGUUUUUGUAAGCGGAGAUCAGAACACAGACGUUGACAGGGCAACAGCCAGGUGAGGACACAGGGAGAUGGCGGCGUCUGCAAGCCCAGGAAAGAGGCCUCAGGAGGAACCGGCCCACGGCGCCCUGACCUCACACUCUCUCUCACGCUGUGCUACUUUGUGACAGCAGCCCAAGAAGGCUGAAAUCGUCACCUCCCGCUCCGUUUCCCACCACCUCUGGCCUGCCUGCCCUGUUUCCUCCCGCCUCCCACCCCUCCUGGUCAGCCAGUUGAAAAUGCCCGUCUUCCCAGGACUGGCCUCUCCGUGGGCACCCCUGACCUCCAAAGGGGGUCCCACUGAACCUCGCUUUGGGGGUAAUUAAGAUUGCCCCUCGGCCUCUCAGGCCCCUCCCUGCUCUUGGGUGCAGGAUGCCCUGAGGACCCUUCACCAGGUCGCCUGCUGUGGCUCUAGCUGGGCGUGAGCAGGUGCUGUCUCCAGAGCCUGAGGUCCUCAGAGGGGCCAGGCCCUCUGCCGUGGGAACAAAGACCCUAAGGCCCGGGAGGGGAGCAGCACACAAAGGACAGGCUGGGGAAGCGGGCGUGAGCAGCUGGGCAUGAGCCCUGCCCGCUUUGUCCCCUGGGGAGCCUGGUCUGGGGAGCAUUAGCUCGGCCAGAGUCUCCCUGAUGGGACUGGAAGCCCAGCCCUGCCUGGGAAGGCGACUGUGGUCCACUGACUCCAGCUGUGCAGCCCCGCAGAAGGCGCCCCAGCAUCCGCCCUGCCCAACACAGGCGCGGCUCUGGGGUCCCGCGUGGGCAGGGGAUCUGGCAUGGACCCAUCCUCUCAAGGGCCUCUAGCAUGGUGGGUGGCGGGCUGGGGAGAGGGCUGCUGCCCUCCUUCUGGUCCUCCCAGCCCUACCAGGGUGGCCUGGAAGGCGGGCAGUGCCCCCUGGCCUGAGGGCCCAUGGGAGCCGGCCCUCUUUAGAAGGGCCCCCUCCAUCCCCACCCGUCAGCAUCCACGGCCCUAGUACCAGGAAAGGAGGCCCAGGCCAUGGAACUCCUGGACCAACCAACCCAGCCAGUUCUGGAGCCACCAGGAGCACCCAAAGAGUACGUCCCUCUGUUCCCAGGAGCCCCACUUCAGGGCCGUUCGCUGGGCUGACUCCCUGGCCUGCAAGCCCCCAGGUUGCUCACUCAGCCCAAACCCCCACCCAUGCCACUGACCGCCCCUGCUCUCCGUUACCCAAAGCCCUCAGCUCACUAUGCUCUCUGGGACACGGGGCCUCCUCCCCACAAGGAGAGCUGGGUCCCAAGGGCGACCCUGGCCUCUCCAUCCUGCCCCCCUGGCCACCCACCCCCUCGCCCUGUUUCUCUGUCCUGCAGGACUUCCUCUGGCUUUAUUGUUUUAAGUUGGUGGUUGGGCCAACAGCCAGCUUCAAUUACACUGCUCGCCUCCUCCUCCUCCUCCUCCUCCUCCUCCGGCCCCUCCUCCACCUCUUCCAGCCCUUUUCUGCCCUGGGCCCAGGGGUGGGCCUUGGGCUAGAACUGACUGUGGUGCCCAGGCAAAACGGCCCUAGGAAAAUGAUAACAGAAAAUAAUAAAGAUUAUUUAUCUCUC